AAAAAGAUUUAAUUAUUGUUCCAGUCCAUCGUCCCGCUGACAAUAGUUUACUAACUCCUCAUAUUCUAAGCCUAGCAGCCAAGGAAGCACUUAUACCCCCUAUAACCAAUGCAUUAAUUGAGGGCCGGCCCGUAAAACGACCACGCCUUGAUCAGGACCAGCCGUCUCAUGUCUCAGGUCACCUUCCACCUUGCCUUAAAGAUCUUUCGUCUUUGGUUUCCAAUGAUCAUCUCGAGGUCUCCCAGCAUCUCACUCAAAAGUCGCCUAGCAACCGGACAGUGGAGCCACCAGCGAGUCUCAACGAAGAGACUGCUACCUCGCUCCAUCUGGCCCGAGCAUCAAGCGGCAUUGACGAAUCAUUUGAUCGAUACGAAAACUCGGGAGGUUAUAAGAUGGCAGAACUAAAUAACCGGACGCCCUUCACUGCACGAAGCCCAGGUUCUGGAAAGCAUUCGCUUCGAGCGAAUACUCGCCACCAGAGACAUCGGCCCUCGUUCAAAGAAAUCAACAAGCAAGCGGAAACGGUCAAAGAUCUCCAACAAACAAAUGCGACUCAACUGCAUGUCGACUCAACAACGCCCAAACUCGACUAUACUUCUCCAGGAGGCGUUAGCUCGGUUUUCAGUGACGACGCUUUGACCCCAUGUUCGAUCUCCGAGUUCAGUUCAGGAGAGGAUCCUAAAGGUCAUCAAGAAGCGACCCACCUUGGGCGUCAUAUUCAAGGCAACUACACAAUCGGUGAUGGUGUUUACUCGCCGUAG
Messenger RNA from Acaulospora colombiana, 761 nucleotides. The record is from the annotation of a GenBank genome assembly. Lineage: Eukaryota; Fungi; Glomeromycota; Glomeromycetes; Diversisporales; Acaulosporaceae.